Tinamus guttatus (white-throated tinamou) is the source of this 2217-nucleotide messenger RNA. NCBI's taxonomy places the organism in Eukaryota, Metazoa, Chordata, Aves, Tinamiformes, Tinamidae. The record is from RefSeq and is a predicted model, not a curated record.
UUCCUGAGGGAGGACCUGAAUUACCACGACCCAACGGUGAAGCACAGCACCUUCCACGGCGAGGACAAGCUCAUUAGCGUGGAGGACCUGUGGAAGGCCUGGAAGACGUCCGAAGGGUUCCCUGUGCUUCCCACAUCACCCCUUUUUGGUGGCCGUGAUGGUCACGCGUACGUCUUGCCGUGCAGGUUAGCGGUGAACAACGUGACCAUGAUGGGAACCGUCCUGAAAAUGACGGACCGGAGCCACCGGCAGAAGCUGCAGCUCAAGGCCCUGGACACGGUGCUGUUCGGACCUCCUCUCCUGACCCGUCACAACCACCUCAAGGACUUCAUGCUGGUGGUGUCCAUCGUCAUUGGCGUGGGGGGCUGCUGGUUCGCCUAUAUCCAGAACCGCUAUUCCAAGGAGCACAUGAAGAAGAUGAUGAAAGACCUCGAGGGCCUCCACAGAGCUGAACAGUCUCUCCAUGACCUUCAGGAAAGGCUACAGAAGGCGCAGGAGGAGCAUCGCUCCGUGGAGGUGGAGAAGGUGCACCUGGAGAAGAAGCUGCAGGACGAGAUCAGCAUCGCCAAGCAGGAGGCGCACCGGCUGCGCGAGCUGCGCGAGGGCACCGAGAACGAGCUCAGCCGGCAGAAAUACGCGGAGCAGGAGCUGGAGCAGGUGCGCAUGGCCCUCAAGAACGCCGAGAAGGAGCUGGAGUCGCACUGCAGCUGGGCUGCGCCCGAGGCGCUGCAGCAGUGGCUGCAGCUCACGCACGAGGUGGAGGUCCAGUACUACAACAUCAAGAAGCAGAACGCCGAGAAGCAGCUGCUGGUGGCCAAGGAGGGGGCUGAGAAAAUCAAGAAGAAGAGAAACACCCUGUUUGGAACAUUUCACGUUGCUCACAGCUCGUCUCUAGAUGAUGUUGAUCAUAAAAUCUUGACGGCAAAACAAGCUCUGAGCGAAGUGACGGCCGCGCUGCGGGAACGGCUGCACCGCUGGCAGCAGAUCGAGAUGCUCUGCGGCUUCCAGAUCGUCAACAACCCCGGCAUCCACACGCUGGCCUCGGCCCUCAACAUCGACCCGAGCUGGAUGGGCACCCCGCGGCCGAACCCGUCCCACUUCAUCAUGACCGAUGACGUGGACGAUCUGGAUGAAGAGCUCGUGUCUCCCAUGUCCAUACAGUCUCCGGCCUUGCCCAGCUCCGUUCGCCAGCGCCUGGUGGACGCCCAGCACGCGCACGGAUCGCAGAGGUUGGUAGAGGGUUACGCGCCAGGCCACAGUGAGGCGGGCCAGCCCGCCCACGUCCGGGCAGGCAGAGUGUCUCUCCGUCGAAUGCACAGCCUCUCCUCCGGACAGUCUGUCAGUUCCGACCCGCAUGGAACCAGCCCUCCAUCCGCCACCACCGCCACCUCUUCCACCUCUUGCUCCUCAUCCGCCACCAGCGCAUCUGCUCCUGCUUGCCAUGUCCACCCUCUCUGUUACCAUCACACCACCUCCUCUUAUUUCCUUCAGAUGGACUCCACCCCCGAUCUGCCCCCUCCUGAUGUCACCUCUGGGAUUCGCUGUCGCACUGAGAGCUUUGGGUAUAUUGCUGUUUCUUUUCUAGCUCCCUCUUGCCUGCCGUGUCUCAGAACUGGUGCUUGCUCGGGUGUCCUUUCUCUUAGAUUCCUUGUGCCCUUUCCUUUGGGGCCUUUAUUUCGUGAUUUACCCACCUUUUGUUUCUUUAACCUCUCUCUCGUGCGAGCGGACCCUCUCGGGAAUGCUCCAAGUUGUCCCAGCCCCAGAGAGCGGCGGCUCUUUGGAAACCUGCACAAGAAGGGCUCGGGGACCCGCUCGGGACCCAGGUCGCGCUUCUCCUCCGGGCUGCAGGAGCACCGGGAAGGGCGACGCUGCCUCCGUGUCCGCCGGGAUGCGGGGCAGGGCGUGCGAGGCGCGGGCCGCUUCGGAGGCGGACCGCGGGCGGCAGGGAAGGACGCGCCCGCCAACCCCAGCCACUCGGAUUCGUCCCGCUCGCACAGCCCCAGCUCCACCGAGCCCGACACCCCGUCCCCCACCUCUGACUCGCGGCCCAACAGCGUCAAGAACACGCGCAUCCCGCAGCUGGCCGCCAAGAAGAGCCCGGGGGACGAGGACAGCGCCUUGGCGGGCGACGAGGCCGACCUGGGCCAGAGCAAGAAAAAGUUCCCCCUAAAGAUCUUCAAGAAGCCCAAGAAAUAGAGCGGGGCGGGAGGAGGAGGA